Messenger RNA from Colletotrichum fioriniae, 660 nucleotides. RefSeq lists its product as uncharacterized. Gene Ontology annotation, molecular function: metallopeptidase activity. The record is from RefSeq and is a predicted model, not a curated record. NCBI's taxonomy places the organism in Eukaryota, Fungi, Ascomycota, Sordariomycetes, Glomerellales, Glomerellaceae.
AUGAGAUUGAAGGCCCUACUCAGGCGCUGCGCCGGCUUGGGGACGGCAUCGUUAGUGGUGGCUCAGGAGAAGUGCGGCUCGGGGCAGCCAGGACCCGAAGCCUAUGAAGCUGCCGUAGCUCUCCGCGCCGCCCAGCGUGCAGAGGGACUGUCACCUUUAUUCCUCCACAAGCGGGCGGAGGGUCUCCUCGUUUCGACGUAUCUGCACGUUGUCGAAGACGAGGCUCAUAGAGGGUUUGUCACCGAUACGAUGAUCAGCGAUCAGAUGAGAGUUCUCAACGACACCUUCGCCCCUCACAACAUCCAAUUCCUCGUCAAAGACAUCACGCAUACAGUCAACGACGCCUGGACAACGCAAGCCCGCAUUAAGGAGAAAGCAGAGGCACUCCGCCGAGGCGCCUAUGACGACCUCAACAUCUACUUCGAGACAGGCAUGAUGACCAACCCCAACUCCGCGACGGGAAUCUGCAGCUUCCCCGUCGAGGACCCCUGGAACACGGGAAUCAACGGCACCUCGUGGUAUACCUACGACGGCUGCCACGUCAGCGUCGGCACGAUGCCCGGCGGACCGGGCGUGCCGUGGGACCCGGAGGAUAACUUGGGCAAAACGGCGACGCAUGAGGUCGGGCAUUGGAUUCUUGUCCUGAGCAGCCUGGGUUAG